Paramacrobiotus metropolitanus is the source of this 983-nucleotide messenger RNA. Its product is annotated as aprataxin-like. NCBI's taxonomy places the organism in Eukaryota, Metazoa, Tardigrada, Eutardigrada, Parachela, Macrobiotidae. The transcript has 2 exons. The record is from RefSeq and is a predicted model, not a curated record. Gene Ontology annotation, molecular function: mismatched DNA binding; single-strand break-containing DNA binding; double-stranded RNA binding. Gene Ontology annotation, cellular component: nucleus. Bases 84 to 812 code for a protein of 242 amino acids. Gene Ontology annotation, biological process: double-strand break repair; single strand break repair.
CAGUUUUCUUCUUUCUGUUUUGUCACUUUUGUGUGUUUUUCGUCUCGAAACUUGUGUUUUUCUGUACGUAUUCGCUCUUGAUUAUGGCGCAGCACACGUAUCCUCCCGACGAGCAGUUCCGCUUCAGCCUGCUCAAGUCCAUGUACGACCCGGCCAUCCAGAUGUACCGCGACGAUCAGAUCGUCAUCGUCCGCGAGCGCAAACCCAAAGCCAGCAUCCACUACCUCAUGCUGCCCCACGAAGCCAUCGACACGGCGCGCGAUCUGCGCCCCCACCACAUCCCGCUGCUGCGCCACAUGCUGCAGAAGGGCAACGAGUUCGCCGAUGAGUUUGUGCGACCGCACACCCAUUAUCCGGUGAUUCUGGGAUUCCACACCAUCGCCACGUUCAUUCGCCUGCACAUGCACAUCAUCUCCACGGAUUUCAACGGACCAGGCGGUGAAACGUCCGGUGAUUAUCGGGAAUUCGUCCACCGCGAGCUGUGGGUGGAGCCGGACCGGGCGAUCUACCUGCUAGAACGGGAAGGCCGCAUCCCGGUGAACGAGGAGCUGUGCCGCUCCAUCAAACUGAGCCCCACGGAGCCCAUGCCCUGCUACUUCUGUAAGGAACGCUUCAUCUACAUCCCUAAACUGCAGAAGCAUCUCAUGACGCACGAGGAGGAACUGCACCGGAAAGACCAAGCGUUCAAGACAGAUUGCCGCUACUGUCGACCGGUGCCCAUGUUCUUCAAGCGGAAUAAGAGACUUUUCUUGUCGGCUGCGGUGGCGGGAAUGGUCGUCAGUGGCGCCUCGAUUGUCAGCAAGAUGUUUUGAAAUUUAUUUGCAUUUAUAUGACGAAAUUUUAAUUGUACAGUGUACUGAAGACUGUGAUAAUGUGCGUUGCUUCUGGCUGCUGAAAAGUAGAAAUGAAAAACUGGCAGAAUCUCUUGUAAACGGUGCGAUUAACGUAUUGCUGAUGCUGUGUACAGAAUGAUAACUUGUGUA